This is a messenger RNA of Caretta caretta (loggerhead turtle), 3701 nucleotides long. It is a transcript of the gene TBX19, whose product is annotated as T-box transcription factor 19. Gene Ontology annotation, cellular component: nucleus; chromatin. The record is from RefSeq and is a predicted model, not a curated record. Lineage: Eukaryota; Metazoa; Chordata; Testudines; Cheloniidae. Gene Ontology annotation, molecular function: DNA-binding transcription factor activity, RNA polymerase II-specific; RNA polymerase II cis-regulatory region sequence-specific DNA binding. Gene Ontology annotation, biological process: regulation of transcription by RNA polymerase II; positive regulation of DNA-templated transcription; cell fate specification.
AUGACUGAUUUGGGAUGUAAAAAGCCCAGUGACUGCACCGUAUCCAGGCUGCUCAAUGUCGUGGAGAGUGAGCUCCAAGCUGGCAGAGACAGAGGGGACCCGACUGAGAAACAACUCCAGGUUGUCUUGGAGGAGGCUGCACUGUGGCAGAGGUUCAGGGAAGUCACUAAUGAGAUGAUUGUGACCAAGAACGGCAGACGGAUGUUCCCAGUUUUAAAGAUCAGUGUGUCAGGUUUGGAUCCCAACGCCAUGUACUCCUUCCUGUUGGACUUUGCCCCAACCGACGGCCACCGCUGGAAGUAUGUGAAUGGUGAAUGGGUGCCCGCUGGGAAACCAGAACCACCAAGCCACAGCUGCGUCUACAUCCACCCAGACUCUCCCAACUUCGGGGCGCACUGGAUGAAAGCCUCUGUUUCCUUCAGCAAAGUGAAACUUACCAACAAGCUCAAUGGAAGCGGGCAGAUAAUGCUGAAUUCCUUGCAUAAAUACGAGCCUCAGGUUCACAUCGUUCGCGUGGGAGGCCAACAUAGGAUGGUAAUGAACUGCUCCUUUCCGGAGACUCGGUUCAUAGCUGUCACUGCUUAUCAAAAUGAAGAGAUAACAGCUCUCAAAAUCAAGUAUAAUCCCUUUGCCAAAGCCUUCCUGGAUGCAAAGGAAAGAAACCAUUCCAAGGAUACUCCCGAAAAUGUUUCGGAAGGUCAACAUAUGACAUAUUCUCACCUAGGUGGCUGGUUGAUUUCCAAUCCAGAUGCAGUGUGUGCAGCAGGAAGCUCGAAUUAUCAGUAUGGAGGAGCUUUGUCUCUGCCUGCCCCACAUUCCCACCAUGGCUGUGAGCAUUAUGCAGCCCUUCGAGGGCAUCGGGCUGCACCAUAUCCUGCUUCAUACAUGCAGAGAAAUCAUUCCCCAACAGGGAAUCUGAUUGAGAGCUCCAGCAAUAAUGUGCAGAUGUUUCCAGGACACGAUAGCUGGACUUCCUUACCAUCCACUCCACAUGCCAACUUGCUUUCAGUACCACAUGCCAAGGGAACAGCCACUGCUGGUCCUAGCCACUAUCCCUGUCUGUGGACAGUCAGCAACAGUGCCCUUAAUGUUGCCAACCCGGGCAGUGAUGUGAACAGCAGCGCUCCAGGCACGUUCCUGCGAGGUAACAUCCCUUUGCCCACCACAUCUGCCUCGAUGCCUCUGCAGGGAGCAGCCAUCAGCAACAUGGAAACACCAGGGGAACCCACUCUUGCCAGACUAGCUGAUUCUGCCUGGACAUCUUUGCAUUCGUUUUAAUGGGCGGGAAGCUCUCUAGGAAUGUUCAGCAGAAUCAGAGCAAGAUUGACAGGACAAAAACACCUCCUACAAUCACAGUUCAGGGCAGGGAGGGGACAUGCACACAAGGAACCUAUUUCAGCAAUGCACCAGAUUCCAGGAUAAAUCUUGCACCUCUCCAUUUCCAAAUGAGCAAUGAAAGAUUGAGUCAAGAGGCCUAGUGCAAAGGAGGGGGAAGAGUUAGAGGGGAGCUGGUUUCUUCUUGUAUCAUUCAGCGCUAGAGCAGACUGUGACUGAUCCAAGUCUUUAGAGUAAGCUUUGCUUCCAUGUCAAAGCAAAAGGGCCAGUGAUUCAGGUCCCAAUGGAACAGAAGUGGCAGCUGGGUAUUUUAAUGGGAUUUCAAAGGAAUGUUUAUUGUAACUUAGGCCAGUCGCAGUUAGAUUGCUGGCAGGGACCUCAUAAUAACAACAACCAGAAACCAUGACAUCCUCAUACAAUCCCUGAGCAGCAUUUUAAAGUGGAAAUGCUGCCUGGAAAUGCCAUAGUGUUCUUUAAUACUUGUUUUAUGAAGUUCUUAAAAUUCUUGAAGCUAAUGUGGAGGAAAUUGCCUUCUGUCUCCCUAAGACACUCCCCUCUAGUUUCACCUGUAUAGAGUGGUAUUCUUCCCUUCCUCUCCUACAGCUAUUGUGUAGUCUUUGUGUGCUAUAAGAAAACCUAGCAAGAAGUUAUGCUAACUGCAGUUUUAUUUCACGGAUAUGGAAGUGGGGACAGAAUGCAGUGAACUCCCGCAUAGGUAUGUUAGCUCUACAGGACUGAGAGGAGAAAAAAAUGGUUCAGAGUGAUUAUGUACAUAUAGGCCCAGGCCCACAAAAGGUACUUAGGCACCUAAGUCCCAGGGCUGGCUUCACUGUGAUCCACAAAAUACUGUAGGAGCCUAAACUUACUCAGCUCUUAAAUUGCUGCCUCUGGGCACGCACAUGGCUGCCUCCUUAUCUCCCAUCUAAGUCCCUGCAAGGUGGAAGGGUCCCAGUCGAGCAUCUAUACCACAAUUAAACAUACCAUUAGCCUGAGCCCUGCGAUCCGGAAUCAGCUGGCAUCAUGGGACUGAGGUGCCAUUUUCUAAAAGAUGUAAUAUUUGGUGGAAGAUAAGACAUGAGCCAAGCAGGGGUAGCCCUCUUUUACUUGGGAGAUCUGUACAGUUUGUGUAAGGACAUCCGUUUCCCACACAAUGGACAGAAUGGAUUUCCCCAGUCAUAUCAGCUGGGUUAAAUGUGCCAGCAGGCGAGGUGUGUUGUUCCUUAGGGAAAUGUGCGACUGCGGAGAGGAUUUUGAAGUGGCACUUGCUCUUAAAGGCAACUCAAGAGAAGAGUGUGAACAACUACAAUUGGUCAGGACCUCUGUUCUACAUCUUGUCAAGUGUUGCUGAUGUCACUGUGUGUGUGUGUGUGUGUGUGUGUGUGUGUUCUGCAGACAUAAUCUUCUGCCAAGGUACAAUGGGAUGGGUGCCCAGAUUUUCCCAGAAUGCACUCAUCAAACAUAGACCUGCAUGGCAGCAUGAAAAGCAUGGAUAUGGAGCCAUGACUGACACAUGGCUCUGUUGUGGGAACAGCUGUGUGGUGGCACGGUUCAGCCACGCUUGUUGUAACUGGCUUAGAUGAGCAUGUCAGGACCUGGUUCCAGAAGCAUGGUUAUGUGGCAUAUUGAGGACUGUGCUGAAAUUGCAAACUAUCACUUUAAGAGCAGGAGGGUUUCCUGGUCCUGCAUCCAGCCUCAGGAGCUCUGUAGGGAGGCAUGUGACCAGCAAUCAGUUUGUAGCCAGCCAGCCUAGAAUAAGCUGGAGUGAGUUGUGCCUCUCUGUCUUAGGGAGCAGCCUGCUUUGUGUCUCUGCUCUGGUUUUGGUUCUUGUGUGUUAUCGUUCUGAAUUCUAAGAAAUAAAGUAGUGUUACACUGCAACUUUCAGCAAGAACAUUUUUUGUUUUUAUCCAACUUCUCUGUGUGUAUGCUGUGAACAUAACAGGUUACACUUGUAUUGUAGCCGGGGCUACAGAGGGAAGGGCGCAGCUAAUAAAGCAUCUUUGUUUAGCUGCACAGUGCCCUCCACACCGUCUGACCGAGAUGGAAAAGCACCAGCUAUUGAGUGGCCAGCAAUACUUCCAGCAGUGCCUUGCUUUCUCCCCCAGCCUGUGACUCCAAGUGCGUGUUGGCAUCAGUUUGUAGUGUGUGCACUGUGCAAAUAUCAACUCAGCCACUGGUGAUUCCUUGUUGCAGCCCUCUGGCCCUUUCCCCACUCGUGAGAGACACGGCUCAUCAAACCCACACCAUAAGGCGUUCAGUUCCUAAGUUCUCAUGUUGAUCAUUUAUUUCCCAAGACUAAACUUUUUUUGUGGGUGUGGUGAGACAGUUGAAGCACGUGCUCCCAUGGGCAGAUGAUUAUUUAUUUAGAG